AUGAAUAAAGCAUUUAGAGCAUCAUUUGAAUAUGGUGGAAAGAUUAAUUGGUUCCCAGGUCACAUGAUCAAGGCGAGUAAAGAGGUGAGAGAGACGUUAAAGAGGAUCGAUAUAGUGUUGGAGAUUAGAGACUCGCGUGCACCCAUCUCGUCCGAGAACCCUCUACUCAGUGAUAUUAUCAAAGAAGAGCAACGAGAGAAUACAAGUCAUGUCAUCAUCUUUAACAAGGCUGAUCUGUCCAACCAUAACCUUCAAAAGAAAAUACAACAAAAGUUUGAAAACAGAGACAAAGGUGUGUCGGUCGCAUUCACUCAAGCUGCCAUGUCAAAGGCAGCAUCUCAUGCGGGACAGUCUGCAGCGGCACUCUCCCAAAUAUCACAUCCUCGUCAUCCCUACAACGCAGUUGUCACAGCCAUCAAAUUUCACAAAGACUGGCUCAAUGAAAAGAAAAGACAACAACAAGAAAUCCAAUUACAAAGAUUACAAGAACAAAAAGAUGAAAAGGAACGAAUAGAACAAUUAAAUAAUAAUAAUAAUAUAAAUGGAUCAACUAAUAUGAUAAAUACAACAACUACAACUACAACUUCUACACCUAUCCAACCAAAGAAAAUCAAUACAACUAAAAUAGAUUCAAGUAAAUUAAAAAAGGAAUUAAAUUUGAUGGUGAUUGGGUUACCCAAUCUUGGUAAAUCAUCUAUUAUCAAUUCUAUUAGAACGGCAUCGAGUAUGGCAAAGAGUGCCAAAACUGGUGCGUUGCCAGGUGUCACCAAACAUAUUAGUGGAUUCAGAGUGUUGGAUGAUCCACCCGCAUUCCUCGUCGACACUCCGGGUAUCAUGAUUCCCGGCUCAAUGAAGGAUAUCGAACAUGCAUUGACACUGGCAGCCAUUGGAAGUAUCUCUGAACGAAUCAUUGACAUCAAGGUGGUGGCAGACUUUUUACUCUUUAAAAUGAAUCAGCUCGGUCAGACUACCUAUGUCAAGGCAUUGGACUAUCCAGAAGGUCCAACCGACGACAUUCACAAACUACUCUCACACAUGUGUAUGAAACAUGGUUUCAUCAACAACCACAACACACUCGAAAGUCUAAAGAACUCUUCAAGCAGUCACAACAGCUACGAUUACAAUCAAGCUUCAAAAUUAUUUUUACAAAUGUAUCGUGAUGGUAAAUUUGGUCAUUUCUCUCUUGACAAGAUACCUCCAUAA
Molecule: messenger RNA, 1203 nt
Organism: Cavenderia fasciculata
Lineage: Eukaryota; Evosea; Eumycetozoa; Acytosteliales; Cavenderiaceae
Exons: 1
Coding region: 1-1203 (400 amino acids)
Cellular component (GO): mitochondrion
Molecular function (GO): GTPase activity; GTP binding
Source: RefSeq, a predicted model, not a curated record